AAAUGAGUUCCGCCGGAGCCCUUUUCUCUUUCACCAACUCUUAAAAACCGUUUGCUGACCCAAAGUGAUUCUUCUCUCUCUCUCUAAAACGCUACAAUAAAUAUCCAUUCUCUCUCUAAAAACCUAGAGAGAUACUUUUAUGUUUAUUUCCUGAAAUUGCUCAUCUUACUGUUCGUCAAGUUUCUUCAAAUUCACGAGAUCACUGCAGUGAAUUUCUGAGGCAAGCAUAUCUGUACAUGGCAGUUAGUUCUUGACAUCUUGUACUGGUAUAAGGAGGAAUUAUCAUUGGGGCCUAUGCUUUCUUUGAACAUUGCUGUAAAACUGUUGUUAUGCUUUCCCAGAUAUCAACAGGAGACAAUGUCUGCGAUUUUGGGCAGAGUUCAUAUGUCAUGGAUUCCAAUUACAUGACUGAAAACUUAUCUGUCUCUUUGCAAUCACCUCAAUCCUUUGAGAUAAGAUCUGCUGAUGUGUCUCAUAGAAUGGUCACACUUGAUGUUUCAGGGACUGAUGUUCUUGAGAAUGCUUCUGACUCAAUUAGCAUAACUGAGUUGUCACAAAAGGAGGAUGAUAAAGGCAAAGAUACUGUAAAAGCUGAUAUUGCUUCUGAAAGUGAAUGCCCUGACAAUGCAUGCAUUGCUCCUCGGAGAAGGAGUGGGCGCAACAGCAAGUUAAGCCAGAGUCUGGCUACAGUACCAGCAAGAAAUGGCAGGAGAAUAGCCAUUAAAAAAACAUCCAUAGAUCUUAGUUCUUUGCAGAUUACAAGAAAGAGAAGAAGCUAUUUCAGUAAACAAGCUCGUUCUUCGGUCUGGGGUUUGUUAGAAAAUACACUGCAAUCUUUUGAACGUAAUGUCAGGCUUGAGAUAGCUUCAGGGAAGCAGAAAAAUUUAAGAAUAGCAAAAAAGGGUUGUAGCGGAAAAGAGAAACAUGGUAAGAAUCAGAUUGGUCGAAAGUCACGAAAAUCAAAGGGUAAAAGUUCCAUUCCAACUGGCCCAAUUUCCUUGAAGGUGAAAUUUGGUCCACGUUAUCUGAUGGAUGUUAUUCCUCUUAUUGAUAAUGAUACUAACAAAAACUGUGCUGCUGGAGAAGAAUUGAAAAAAUUGCCCAAAAUUGCUAGCGAAGUUGAUGAUAGGUUUGGAGAGGAGGUAUUAAGCGUGCAGUUCCAUGGUUGCAAUGGAAAUUUGGAUAAUGACUAUGUUUCUUUAUCAGAAGGAUGCCAACCUGGAAAAAGCUCAGUUCAAGAUCCAGCUGCUAAGACUUUAGUUUGUCACGUUGAGUCACCUUCCCAGGAUGGAAGGUCGGUCAGUAACAGGUUUUUGGAUCCUGGAACUUCACCUGAUUCAGAAGUCAUCAACCUAAUUACUGAUACUCCAAUCGAUGUUCCAGAAGAGUUUCAUGAUUUGACUUUGUCUAAGCCAUGUGCUACUCCUGUGGAUGCUCCAAUUUUGAGGACGCAUGAGAAGAGCUGUAAAAAAGGAUGGAAAAAAGAGAGGCUCCCAAAGGUUUCCAAUUCUGGGGUGAAAGAUUUGCUUAGUCCAGAAAGCAUGAGCAGUGCACAAGUAUUUGGGAAUACCAUGCACGGAGAAAAAAAAAGGGAUGGUUUGUCUUGUUCUGAUACUUCUGUUUUAACUACAGCUGGUGGAACGGGCAACAUGUUCAGCACUGUGAUAUUUUCAGGAGAACUGCUUGGUUGUUCAGGAGUGUCAAACUUGGGAAUCUCGUGUGCGUCCUCAAAUCCUGAAAGUGAUCCAGAGGGAAAUCAUUGUUCUAGUGUUGGCACUGAGUCUCCAGAGUCAGGGUUGUCGGAGAAAUUGGUAUCCUCUCCUGAUGAGCGAAAAGUUUCUGAAGAGGGGAGACCGAAGGAAUUAGGAAAGAGCAGGCCAGAAGUCCCAAGUUUGUCAAAAGGAAGAGGUAGUAAAAAGAAAGGGAACAAAGAAAAGGAAAACAUUAUGCAUGAUGUGAAGCACAAAAGUGACCCUGUUAAGUGUUUAGGUGAAGUGAGACAGCACUCAGGAACAGAGAAUGGAAUAACAUCUGGGCUUGGACAAGUUGUCUCUGAAAAGAAAAGUUUAGAUGGAGGCAUUUCAAACUUGGACAUUCUGCAGAGUGAGAUAGGCGAGCGCCUCUUGCCACCAAGAAAUGCUUGGGUGCAGUGUGAUGAUUGCCUCAAAUGGAGGCGUAUACCUUCCUUGCUUGCUGAUCAAAUUGAAGAAACAAACUGCAGAUGGACUUGUAAGGACAAUCUGGAUAGAGCUUUUGCUGAUUGCUCAUUUCCCCAAGAGAAGUCAAACUCAGAAAUCAAUGCUGAGCUGGAAAUAUCAGAUGGCUCUGGUGAGGAAGAUGUUUCUCGUACACACUUGAAUUCGAAUGGAUCAGGAGAGAAGAAUCUACUUGUGGCCCAUCAAUCAUCUUGGAAUCGGAUCAAGUCUAAUUUGUUUCUUCAUCGCAACCGCAAAAGUCAACCUAUUGAUGAGAUCAUGGUCUGCCAUUGCAAGCCACCUUCAGAUGGUCGAAUGGGCUGUGGAGACGGAUGCCUGAACCGGAUUCUCAAUAUAGAAUGUGCUAAAGGGACUUGUCCUUGUAGAGAACUCUGUUCAAAUCAACAGUUUCAGAAACGCAACUAUGCUAAAUUGAAGUGCUUUAAAUGUGGAAAGAAGGGUUAUGGCCUACAGCUUCUCGAAAAUGUAUCAGAAGGGAAAUUUCUUAUUGAAUAUGUCGGGGAGGUGCUGGAUAUGCAUGUUUAUGAGGCACGGCAAAAGGAGUAUGCAUUGAAGUGUCAUAAGCAUUUUUAUUUCAUGACACUUAACGGCAGUGAGGUAAUUGAUGCAUGUGCUAAGGGGAAUUUGGGCCGUUUCAUCAAUCAUAGCUGUGACCCUAAUUGUCGUACAGAAAAGUGGAUCGUGAAUGGAGAGGUCUGCAUAGGACUCUUUGCUAUAAGGGACAUAAAGAAGGGUGAAGAGGUGACAUUUGACUACAAUUAUGUCCGAGUCUUUGGGGCUGCAGUAAAAAAGUGUGUAUGUGGUUCACCUAAUUGUCGGGGCUAUAUAGGUGGUGACCCGCUGAAUGCAGAAGUGAUUGUUCAGGAGGAUUCGGAUGAUGAGUAUCCUGAGCCUGUCGUGCUGCGCGAGGAUGCUAAAAUGGAUCAUAAAGAAGACAACAUUACAUGUGCUACAAGUACUAUUAAUUGUGCUAAAAUUAAAAUCCAACGGAAACGACCUAAAAAGAAAAACACACUGGAUGGAUUUAUUGCUGAAAAUCAAGAAUCUUCCUGUCAAACAGAUAUCAACAGUUUUGUGGGUCAAGAAAAAGUUAAUUUGGGCAACUCUAUUGCUGUUGUUAGUUUGAAUGUUAAAGAGGAAAGCAAGAACUUCACUGAUGUAUCUCCUGCAUCAGCUUUAAAGGCAGAAACACGUGCGGCACGGAAAGCCUCAGAGUGUCUGUCUCAUUCUUCUGCUCAACCUGUUGAGACUUCCUUGUCACUGAAAGAUACAUGUGAAACCGUGUCUGGAGUGAGAAAAGGGUGCACGGUAGCUGGAAAAGUUGCGAAGUACUCUAUCUCUUCCCCGCAGGAAUUGGAGAUAACUUCUCCUGAUGCAGUGGUUAGCAAGUCUUUGAGGAAGCCAAAAUCCAGCAAUGGGAAAGAGACACAUGAUUCCUUGAAAUCAUGUCUGUUUGUGAAAACUUCACGUGAAUCUUCUUUAUUGAAGAAGGGAAAACAGAGGAAUUAUGCUGUGAAUUCCAGACCAUCGCUUGAUGUGGACAAUAAAUUGCAAGUUCCACAACCUAAAUUGAAGAAACCUCCAGAUGGCUCCUUAUAUGGUCAUUUUGAAGCAGUUGAAGAGAAACUUAAUGAGUUGUUGGAUCAUGAUGGUGGAAUAAGCAAACGCAAGGAUGCGUCCAGGUGCUACUUGAAGCUCCUCCUCUUAACUGCUGCUUCAGGGGAUGGCUGUAAUGGUGAAGCUAUCCAGAGCAACCGGGACCUUUCUAUGAUCCUUGAUGCAAUCUUGAAAACAAAGUCACACACAGUUUUGAUGGAUAUUAUAAACAAAAAUGGGUUACAGAUGUUACACAACAUAAUGAAGCGAUACAGGAGGGAGUUCAAUAAGAUUCCAAUUCUCAGAAAGUUGCUGAAGGUCUUAGAGUAUCUAGCUGUAAGAGACAUCCUUUCUCCUGAGCACAUCAAAGGAGACACAUCCAGAGCUGGAGUUCAGAGCCUUAGGAGCUCAAUUUUUGGAUUGACAGAGCACGAAGACAAACAGGUUCAUCAAAUUGCAAGGAACUUUAGAGAUAGGUGGAUACUCAGACCUCUCAGGAAAAGAAGUUGCAUUGAUAGAGAUGAUUGCCGUAUCAACACACAUUCCAGGUCACAGUACAAUAGGUGUUUAGCAUCACAAAAUCAAUGGUGCGAUUUGGGUUGUAAACCAUCGGAAGGAGCAGAGUAUACCUGCCAUUCAACUGUUGCAUCUGUUCAAGCAGAUGCUGGUGGGCUUGAUGGUUCCUCUGUUUCAUGUUCUGAUAUUGGGGCAGCGUAUAGGGAAAAGAAACGUAACCGUAAAAGUCGAUGGGAUCAAGAGGCUGAAGCAAAGUCAGAUCCAAGAAAUGAGAGUGAUGUAGCUGAGGACCAGAAGCAGGUCCUAGAUGAUGAUGUUCCUCCUGGUUAUGAAUUUCCUCCUGGAUUUUCAGUCCCGGUUAAGGCUUGUAGUGUUUUAUCUGAUGAUUCUUCAACAGCUAUUUACAGUACCAAAGAAUGCAACACCGUAGAACAUCCACAGCCAGUUGUUAUGGGGUACUUGCAGCAGCGGUUCGUUUCACGGUUGCCUGUCUCUUAUGGAAUUCCAUUUUCCGAGGUGCAGCAAUUUGGGUCUCCUCAAAAAGGAAGAUUUGAUGCUUGGACUGUUGCCCCAGGAAUACCUUUCCAUCCCUUUCCUCCUUUACCUCCAUAUCCCUGUGAUAGAAGAGAUUUUGUGCCUACUGCUGCUAAUCUUGGGGUAACUAGUGAGCUGCCUCAAAAUGCUGGAGAAGAUUGGGGUACUUAUUCUCCUAGUCACUUAGCUCAAAAUUCUCCAAGCAUAUCUGGAGCAGACCAGCCUCAGGAUGGCAAUGGAAACCAACUUGGUUCUGAAAGAGUUAGUGACUCUCAUAACUUUGGAAGGAAAAACUUUAGGAAGCAAAAGUUUAAUAAUUCCAAGUUAAUACCUCCCUGGCUUCGGAUAAGAAGUGGCUGGGAAUACACAGGAAAUAACUUGAAUAAUAGCAUGUGCAUUGCAGGUAUAGCAAGCAGGGAAAAUGAGUUUAGGAGUACGCAUAGUUGGGUGGAGCAUAACCUUGGAAUGCAGAAUUUGGGUCAUGCUCUACGACCGAAUACUUUCCAAGGGUAUUAGAUUUACCUACCUUAUAUAGGCAAGUUCUCCGCAGCUUCUAGAUUUUUCUUCAGUGCCCCUUUCGCACUUGCAAUCUUCUGGCGCCCGCAGAAAAUGAAAAGCACCUUUUUAGUUUUGUAAAUUUGAUUCUUUCACAAUUAUUAGGUUUAGGACCAACGUUACUCUAAUUUAUUUGAUGUCAUACAUUGAUAGUGACCUUUCAAUGCCUCAAAGAGGUAAACUGCUCAAUUCUUUUGGUCAUUAAUUGAACAUUAAAAAAAUUGUCUGAUAAUAUAUUAUCUUGCUGGCCUCUGGAUGGUAUCAA
Solanum dulcamara is the source of this 5682-nucleotide messenger RNA. RefSeq names its product histone-lysine N-methyltransferase ASHH2-like. Lineage: Eukaryota; Viridiplantae; Streptophyta; Magnoliopsida; Solanales; Solanaceae. Gene Ontology annotation, molecular function: zinc ion binding; protein binding; histone H3K36 methyltransferase activity. The record is from RefSeq and is a predicted model, not a curated record. The transcript is spliced from 18 exons. Bases 330 to 5378 code for a protein of 1682 amino acids. Gene Ontology annotation, biological process: regulation of DNA-templated transcription. Gene Ontology annotation, cellular component: chromatin; nucleus.